AUGUCAAUUAACGAGGAAGAUUAUCUUCAACUUGAAAAGGAAAUCAAAUUAGAUGACAUUGAUUUUUCUGAUUUAGAAGAAAAAUAUGAAGUUAAUAUUGGAUUAGAUAAUUAUAUUAUUGUUGAUGGAGCUCCAAUUGCACCAGAAGCUAAAGUUCCAGUUUUAAUUAAAGUUUUACGGAAAUUAUUUUCUCAAGUUGGGGAAAUUGUUGAAGGAGAUGAAGGAAUUUAUAUGCCAUUAGAAAAUGGUAAAUCUAAAGGAUAUCUUUUCAUUCAAUUUAAAUCAACAGAACUGGCCGAUUUAGCCAUUAAAAAAUUACAUGGGAAAAAAUUGGAUCAAAAUCAUCGAUUAUUAGUUAAUAAAUUAUCUGAUAUGGAAAAAUAUGGUGUUGAUGGAGCUGUUAAUGAAGAAUUCAUUGAACCAGAAAUUGAACCAUUUCAAAGUCAUGGAUAUUUGAAAUCUUGGUUACAAGAUGAACAAGGUAGAGAUCAAAUGGUUUUACAUUUUAGUGAAACGGUAGGAGUUUAUUGGAAUAAAAAAUCUGCUGAUCCAGAACCAGUCAUUGAACCAAGAAAAGGGUUUACUUCUAAAUAUGCUAAAUUUUCACCAAAAGGGACAUAUUUAUUUUCAAUUCAUCCUCAAGGUAUUCAAUCAUGGGGUGGAGCUAAUUUCAAUAGUAUUAAAAGAUUUUUCCAUCAACAAGUUAGAUUAGUUGAUUUUUCUCCAAAUGAAAAGUUUAUGGUUACUUUAUCACCUAUUCCAAUUAGUUUACCCGAUUCAACGGUUGAUCGUGCUCAAUUCCCAUUUGGUCCUGAAAGUGAAGGUCAUAAAUUGGUCAUUUGGAAUAUGAUUACUGGUGAACCAGUCAGAACAUUUGCUUUACCACCUCAUUUAGAAGGACAAAAGGAAAUGCCGUGGCCAUUAGUUAAAUGGUCUUAUGAUGAUAAAUAUUGUGCUCGUCAAGGACCAGAUGCUUUAGCCAUUUAUGAAACUGAAUCCAAUUUCCAAUUAUUAGAUAAAAAAUUGGUUAAAGUUGAUGGUAUUCAAGAUUUCGAAUGGGCUCCAGCUGGGGUUAAACUUCAUAAUAGUAAAGCUGUUGAUGGUAAACAUGUUUUGAGUUAUUGGACUCCAGAAAGUACUAAUCAAACCGCUAGAGUUGCCUUGAUGCAAAUUCCUUCGAGAGAAAUUUUACGUACUGUCAAUUUAUUCCAAGUUAGUGAUUGUAAAAUGCAUUGGCAAUCUAAUGGGAAAUUAUUAUGUGUUAAAGUUGAUCGUCAUACAAAAUCAGGUAAAACUAUUUUCUCCAAUUUGGAAUUUUUCAAAACUAAUGAAAGAGAUAUCCCAGUUGAAAAAUUAGAAUUAAAAGAUGUGGUGGUUAAUUUUGCUUGGGAACCAAAUACUGAAAGAUUUAUUACUAUUAGUAGAUUAGAUGAUGGUAAUCCGAAUCCUGCUAUUCCAAAAAAUACCAUUUCAUUCUAUGCACCAGAAGUUACCAAAGGUGGAGUUAAUCACAAUCUGAAAAAGAAAGGUGGUGCCGCCAUUGCUGCUGCUGUUGCUGCUGCUGCUAUUAAUAAUCAACUGUCAACUAAAUAUAAGGCAUACACCAAAAUCGAAAACAAACACUCAAACACUAUUUUCUGGUCACCAAAGGGAAGAUAUGUUGUUGUUGCUACUAUUUCAAGAACUUCUGGUGAAUUGGAAUUUUUCGAUGUUUCAUUUGAUGAUGAAACUAAUAAAAAAUCAUUACCUGCUAAUGUCAAAUUAUUAAAGACCGAUAAAUUUUCUGGAAUGACCAAUAUUUCUUGGGAUCCAUCAGGUAGAUUUGUUGCUGCUUGGUCAACUUCUUGGUUACAUGCCAUUGAAAAUGGUUAUAGACUUUAUGAAUUCACUGGUAAUUUAUUAAGAGAUGAUUCAAUUGAUCAAUUCAAAGAUUUUGUUUGGAGACCAAGACCACCAUCUUUAUUGACCAAUAGUGAUAAAAAGAAGGUCAGAUCCAAUUUACGUGAAUAUAGUGCACAAUUUGAAGAAGCUGAUGCUAUGGAAGCUGAUGCUGCUGUUAAAGAAAUCAUUUUGGCUCGUAGAAAGGCUUUGGAAGAAUGGAGAAAGUACCGUGCCAAACAUAUUAGUAAACAAGGUAAUUCCAAGAACGAAGUUCAAGCAGAAAUUAUUGAAGAAAUUAAAGAAGAGAUUAUUGAAGAAAAAGAAGAAAUUGUUGAAUAA
Candida albicans SC5314 is the source of this 2220-nucleotide messenger RNA. RefSeq names its product translation initiation factor eIF3 subunit b (gene PRT1). Bases 1 to 2220 code for a protein of 739 amino acids. Lineage: Eukaryota; Fungi; Ascomycota; Pichiomycetes; Serinales; Debaryomycetaceae. Gene Ontology annotation, cellular component: eukaryotic translation initiation factor 3 complex. The record is from RefSeq and is a predicted model, not a curated record. The transcript has a single exon. Gene Ontology annotation, biological process: translational initiation. Gene Ontology annotation, molecular function: translation initiation factor binding; translation initiation factor activity; RNA binding.